CAGCCAUUUUUUUUUACGUUGUAGUAUGUAUAAACGGACAUAAAUGUAACAAUUUAACUGUAGUUAUUAAUUAAAUUAAUAACUACAUUGAAUUAAUUUUGAGUAUUAAGAUACAAUUGUGUCGAAUGCGGCAUGUGCAGGAAGAAUUCCGCAGUUCUGGUACGCGAGCUAAAACGAAGACAAGAAACAUCAUGUAUCAUCGGAUAAACCCUCUCAUGUCGGGUUGAGCUGGUGGUUUGAGAAACAAAAUGGAAGAACAAACACUAACAGUUGGUUUACACAUACUCGGUAUCUGUGCUGUACUCGUGUAUGGAAAUGAUUGUGGCCAAAGUGAAUAUCUAUCAUCAGCAGAUGAAUGCUGUCCUAUGUGUAAUAUAGGUUUGGUGGUUUUAAGAGAUUGUACUGGUCCUUACAGCACAAUGUGCAAACCAUGCUCCAAGGGAACAUACAUGAAUGCACCCAAUGGCCUUAACAAGUGCUUUCCAUGUAAAACAUGUGAUAAAGGCCUGUCUGCAUCAGAACAAUGUAGCACAAUAAAAGAUACUGUCUGCGAUGUUCUGGGUGGAUAUUAUUGUAAGCAUUACAAUGGCAAAGAAUGCAUAAUGGCUUUGAAACACAGUAAAUGUGAACCAGGGCAACAGAUUAAAACUCCAGGGACCAAAACCUCAGAUACAGUUUGUGAGCUCUGUUCACAUGGUUAUUAUUCUCCAGAGGGAGAGAACUGCACUAAAUGGACUGACUGUUCUAUCAAAGAUAUGAUUCAAGACGAGGAAGGCAGUUCUGUAAAAGAUGUUCAAUGCAAACAAAGAAGGAUGAGAUACUUUCUCAUACCUGGAUUUGUCAUUAAUCUCAUGUUUGCUACAGUUUUACUGUUUUUAUACAUGAAGCAAAGGUCUUUAAGCAAAUCAAAUAAGAUGAUGCAGCCAGGGCACAAUGAUCACCAGAAACCAUCAAUUUCUGUUGAAGAAACAAACAAUGGCAGUGCAAAACUUGUAACAUCAUUGAACCGUGAAAACGAACCAGAAGAAAACCUGAACGAUGCGAUCACGUGAUCCUGCUAAGUUGUUCAUUUGUGUUCAGCAAGACCAAUAAUGUGUGUGACCAAGAAUCCAACUAAAAUGUCUAAUUCAAGUGUAUUUGUAUAAAGUUUUUAACAAUAGACAUUGUCUCAAAACAACUUCACAAAAUCCAGGACCAACAGACCAAAAACCCCUGUUGAGCAAGCCAAUGGUGACAGUGGCAAGGAAAAACUCACUUAAAAUUACAGGAAACCUUGAGAAGAACCUCAGCAGAGACCAGUUCUUCUUGGGUGAACCUACUUUAGUUUAUUAUUAAAUUAAAACCACUACAGGUUAAUAAUAUAACAAUGUUGUUGUAAAGUUGUUAAACAAUUGAAGCUGUUUUAUUAGCUCAUUAGUUCAAAUUAUCAUAAUGUUUUUCAUUAUUAUUAUUAUCCUUAGUUGUCAGUUGCCUUAUAAAUUCCAAAUUCCCCAGAUCUUAAUCCAAUCGAGCAUCUGUGGGAUGUGCUGGACAAACAAGUCUGAUCCAUGGAGACCCCACCUCACAACUUACAAGAGUUAAAGGAUCUGCUGCUAACAUCUUGGUGCCAGAUACCACAGCACACCUUUACCUUCUAGUGGAGUCCAUGCCUCAACGGGUCAGGGCUGUUUUGGCAGCAAAAGGGGGACCAACACAAUAUUAGAAUGUGGUCAUAAUGUUAUGCUUCAUUUGAGUUACAUCUGAAAUACUGCUUACCCUUUUUUUUCUCCAUGAAAUAAAUUGAUUUUAUUAAU
Molecule: messenger RNA, 1793 nt
Organism: Trichomycterus rosablanca
Lineage: Eukaryota; Metazoa; Chordata; Actinopteri; Siluriformes; Trichomycteridae
Product: tumor necrosis factor receptor superfamily member 14-like
Exons: 9
Coding region: 249-1052 (267 amino acids)
Biological process (GO): positive regulation of peptidyl-tyrosine phosphorylation; defense response to Gram-positive bacterium; defense response to Gram-negative bacterium
Cellular component (GO): external side of plasma membrane
Molecular function (GO): protein binding
Source: RefSeq, a predicted model, not a curated record